This is a messenger RNA of Acanthamoeba castellanii str. Neff, 363 nucleotides long. RefSeq lists its product as uncharacterized. The record is from RefSeq and is a predicted model, not a curated record. The transcript has a single exon. Bases 1 to 363 code for a protein of 120 amino acids. NCBI's taxonomy places the organism in Eukaryota, Discosea, Longamoebia, Acanthamoebidae.
AUGGUGCCGCCAGCAGACGAGCGGCAGCGACGAAUGUUCUAUGGCGUGCUAGGCAUGCUUAUGUUCGUGCUCGUGCUUAUGUUUCUCUCGCAAGGCCGUCGGUCAGGACGCAACCAUCCCGAAGAUCUCGAUCUGGCCUUCAAGUACGAUGAAAAGGAGAAGACGCUCACCCUCCACCUUUUCAAGUCACCCAUUGAAGAAGACAGCGACGACAAGAAGGAGUUCGCCUCACGGCAGCAAGGCGACGAUGCAGAAUGGGAUGAAGGGGCACCGCAGCCAUCUCGUCUGGAGAAGAAGAGCGGGAGGAAAGGGUCGCUAGCGAAUGGACUCUUCAAGCGCCUUUCAUCAAAGAGCCAUUUGUAG